This is a messenger RNA of Alnus glutinosa, 1692 nucleotides long. Its product is annotated as serine carboxypeptidase-like 50. Bases 78 to 1481 code for a protein of 467 amino acids. The record is from RefSeq and is a predicted model, not a curated record. The transcript has 2 exons. Gene Ontology annotation, biological process: proteolysis. NCBI's taxonomy places the organism in Eukaryota, Viridiplantae, Streptophyta, Magnoliopsida, Fagales, Betulaceae. Gene Ontology annotation, molecular function: serine-type carboxypeptidase activity.
GCACUCAAACUCGACAAAUAUCCACAGCCACUGAUCAGUCUGAUCUCUCCGUUUCUCACCUCCUCACAAAUACAAUAAUGGAAUCAACAGGCCCCUACGCCGUCAACCUUCUCCUCCGCCUCCUCAUCCUCUUCCUCUUCUCCUUCCACCGCAUCCCAGCUUCAUCGUCACCCACUUCGACCCCUCCAUUUCCAAAGGAAGCUCUCCCCACCAGAUCAGGCUACCUCCCCGUCAACCCCACCACCGGUUCCGCCAUUUUCUAUGCUUUCUACGAAGCCCAGAAACCCAUUUCACCGCUCUCCCAAACCCCUCUUCUUAUUUGGCUCCAGGGCGGCCCUGGCUGCUCCUCCAUGAUCGGCAACUUCUACGAGCUCGGCCCCUGGCGCGUCAACUUUCACAAGGCCAAGUCCGACCCACUUGCUCUUGAACCCAAUCCAGGCUCUUGGAACCGCAUAUUCGGCCUUCUUUUCCUCGAUAAUCCGAUUGGAACCGGGUUUAGUAUUUCCUCCACACCCGAAGAAAUCCCCAGAGACCAAUCUUCUGUCGCCAAGCAUCUUUUCGCUGCGAUCGCUUCGUUUAUUGAAUCGGACCAGUCGCUUAAGUCUCGUCCGAUAUAUAUUACUGGCGAGAGCUACGCGGGGAAGUAUGUUCCAGCAAUUGGUUACUAUAUUAUCAGGAAGAAUGCCGAGUUGCCGGCGUCUGAGCGGAUGAACUUAGCGGGCGUUGCUAUUGGAAACGGGUUGACCGACCCGGUGAUCCAGGUGGGUACUCAUGCUGUGAAUGCUUACUUUUCCGGUCUGAUCAAUAAGAGGCAGAAGAGUGAGCUGGAGAAGGCGCAAUGGGAGGCGGUUGGGCUGACAAAAUCAAGGAAUUGGACAGAGGCGACAGAUGCUCGAACCAGAGUCUUGCGUUUGCUUCGAAACAUGACAGGAUUGGCAACAUUGUAUGAUUUUAGUCGAAAAGUUCCUUACAAUGAUGAACUGGUGACGGAGUUCUUACAAAACGAUGAGGCGAAGAGGGCGCUAGGGGUGAACGAAUCGAUGGUUUUUGAGCUGUGCAGCGACGUGGUUGGGGACGCACUGCAGGAGGAUGUGAUGAAGAGCGUGAAAUACAUGGUGGAGUUCUUGGUGAAACAGAGCAAGGUAAUGUUGUAUCAAGGGCAUUUUGAUUUGAGGGAUGGAGUGGUGUCAACGGAGGCUUGGGUGAAGACGAUGAAAUGGGAGGGAAUCGAGGAGUUCUUAAUGGCGGAGAGGAAGGUUUGGAAGGUGAAUGGAGAGCUUGCUGGGUAUGUGCAGCAGUGGGGGAAUCUGAGUAAUGUUGUGGUUUUAGGGGCAGGGCAUCUUGUGCCUGCUGAUCGGGCGUUGAAUUCUCAGGCGAUGAUAGAAGACUGGGUGUUGGAGAGGGGGUUGUUUGGCUUUGGGUAUCAUCAACAUCAAGGGGAGGGAGAGAAUUUGUCAUCAAACUUGAGGCCUCUAAUGUAAUAGAAGUUUUCUUCAGCUUGGGGAGUAUGAAGAAUGAAGAUGGGGGAUAUAUGCAUAUGUGAUAGCCAUGGAGAGCACAUCAAAAGUGGAUGACGAACAGUGGCUUGCUUGUAAUUGGAUCUUGUACUCUUUCAUAUGCAGAUUAAUAUGUAUUUUCAAAAAAGUUCAUUUUAGAUCCAAAAAAUGCCCAGAGGUGAAAACAAGCUUUGCG